Trichosurus vulpecula (common brushtail) is the source of this 7015-nucleotide messenger RNA. RefSeq names its product ADP ribosylation factor like GTPase 5B (gene ARL5B). Gene Ontology annotation, cellular component: trans-Golgi network; cytoplasm. Gene Ontology annotation, biological process: vesicle-mediated transport; protein localization to Golgi membrane; intracellular protein transport. The coding region runs from base 95 to 634 and encodes 179 amino acids. The transcript is spliced from 6 exons. Gene Ontology annotation, molecular function: GTPase activity; GTP binding. The record is from RefSeq and is a predicted model, not a curated record. Lineage: Eukaryota; Metazoa; Chordata; Mammalia; Diprotodontia; Phalangeridae.
CCGCGCCGCUCCCGGGGGUGGGAGCCCCGGCGGCUCCUCGUCCUCCGGCGCCGCGGCACCUGCGGAGGGCCCCACGGCGGGCCGGGCUCCCGUGAUGGGGCUGCUCUUCGCCAAGCUGUGGAGCCUCUUCUGUAACCAAGAACACAAAGUAAUAAUAGUGGGAUUGGAUAAUGCAGGGAAAACCACCAUUCUCUAUCAGUUCUUAAUGAAUGAAGUGGUCCAUACCUCUCCAACCAUAGGAAGCAACGUUGAAGAAAUAGUUGUGAAGAACACUCAUUUUCUUAUGUGGGAUAUUGGUGGUCAGGAAUCACUGCGGUCAUCAUGGAAUACUUACUACUCUAACACAGAGUUCAUCAUCCUUGUUGUUGAUAGCAUCGACAGAGAACGACUGGCUAUUACUAGAGAAGAGCUGUAUAGAAUGCUGGCUCAUGAGGAUUUACGGAAGGCUGCUGUUCUCAUCUUUGCAAAUAAGCAAGAUAUGAAGGGGUGUAUGACGGCAGCUGAAAUCUCUAAAUACCUCACCCUUAGUUCUAUUAAGGAUCAUCCGUGGCAUAUUCAGUCUUGCUGUGCUUUAACAGGAGAAGGGUUAUGCCAAGGUCUAGAAUGGAUGACUUCCCGAAUUGGUGUGAGCUAACUUUUUGUUCAAGAAGGACUGCUUCUAUUUAUUCUGUGGACAUGAACAUAUUUCCUGGUACUUUUGGCUGCUUAGGCAGCGGCAUGUUUAAUUUAUAACAACACAAACCUCUAUGAGCAACACUUGAAUCAAGUGCAGCCGAACUGGAACAUAAAAUUUUUCUUAACAUUUUAAAAAUGCACUAAUCCUCAGUUGGAUGAACGUAAUGUGUCUGUGUUUCAGCAACAAAGUUCUCCUGACUACUUAUCCUAAUGCAUUCAAGGAUGGCCUUGCCAGAAAUGUUUGUCAUAAUGUUUUAUACUUUCUGUAAUAUUGAAAACAUACUAUUUAUCUGAUCCUAACAUGCCCAGUUGUUUUCGUUUAUUAAUUUUUAGGCAAAUGUUGAUCUGGAAGAGCACUAGAAAUCACAGACUAAUGUUUGCAGAUUUUUGGGGGUCUAAAGAUUAUCUUCUUUCUAUAUUAUCCAUCCUUUGUGUGCAGAAUUUUAACCCAAUGAAAAAUAUGUUUGAGUGAUAUCUGGAAUCCUAAGAAUUGUGACAAUUUACCCACCAGUGGGUAAAUGUCCUCACCUCAAUGCAUGUCAUAGAAGAAUUUGUUAAAUUCUUAGUAUGUCUUUUUAAGGUUUCAUGUUCCUUGUUCUUGGCCUAUAGAAUUAUGAUUAAUUUUCUAUCUGUAUGACUUGGGGAAAGGGUAUAUAUGUGAUCUUACAUUUGGCCAAAAAACUGAAUCAGGAUGAAAGAUUAUUUGAGAGUGAAGGUUUGAUAUAAAGUUUGGCAGCUCUUUCUGACAUUUUAUGUAUAAAUGCCACGUUAAUUAGUACACAUUUAUAUAGGAAGUCAUGAAAGCAUACCAGCACUAAAUUAAAACAGAUCACUUUAAAACAUGUUUUACUAUCAGAGACAGCCAUAUAAACAGCAACAUUUUCAAGUGUUCAUUGUAUAAAGAGCAACAACACAGCUCUAAGUCAUAUAAUCUGGGCAAUAUUAAAGCCUAAAUGAAUAAAUGGGCCAUUUCAUAAUUGAUCAUAUAUAAAGUAUGUAUGUCUACAAUAAUAUGUCUACCACCAGCAGUACAUUAUAGGGAAAGUAUGUGGCUUUUAAAAAACCUGUUUUGAGGUUUUUUAUUACAAUAGGGUUGAAACAAUUGCCAUGUAGGUAGUUGGCCUUCAUAUUCUAAAGCCUUACUUUCUAGUAUCCAAAUUCCAGGCAGCUGCUGAAAUUAAUGCAAGUGUUCAUCAGAUUGCUUUUAGGUUCACAGUUAAUAUGAUAACAUUUAUUAAUCAUGUAAUGUUUAAAAAGAGGAAAAAAGUAACACUCCAUUGGUUGUCUUGCUUUAUAAAAGAGUGUUAAAAAUGAAACGUUUUCAAGAAGUAGGUACCUAUUUUGAAAAUGACACUAAAAACUAAGUUGAGGAGGAGGAAUAUAGAAUUUCAGUGUUACUUUUUUCAAGUUAUUUUUGCUCAGCUAAAAAGGCCAAAAUACAUACUUUUAUUAUUAAAGAACACCACUUUAAUUCAUCAGUAUUUAAUUUAUUUGGGUAAAAAAAGAUUCAGUAUUCGUAAGAAUAUUAGAAUGGAUAUUCAGAACUGAUUUCUUAAAUUUAAAAUCCUCAUUAGAACAUUUAAGCCAGUUAUCCUUUAUUAUUGUUUUUAGUUGUCAUGGCUUUCUUGUACUUAGUUAAACUGUAUUUAGUAAUGAUUUAUUGAUUUCCAUUUGGUGACAGCAUACACCAGAACUGACAAUGUUCAGUGUGAAAGUUUUCACCCUUUAGGAAUCAAUUUUUAUUUUCAUCUAAUAUCUAGUUUUCUAAUUUGUGUGUUUUGAACCUUUUUCUUAGAGUUUUAUGCUUAGUAGUGGGAAAAAUGAUUUUUAGCAUAAUCAAAACCAUAAGAGGGAAGGAAAAGCAAACAAAUUGAUAUGCAUGCUUAUGGGGUAAAAUUGUAAAUACCAUUUCAGCAAAAGCACACCAUGCCUGUGGUUAUUUUCUACUUUGGUUACACUAUUUAUCUUUAAGUAAACAGUGGGAAAGAAAAAGAAGUUUUUAAAAAAAAACUUUACAACAUAUUCAGUACACCUAUAUCUAUUCCUAAAUGAAAAGUUGGUAUACUUAUUGCCUAAGAGAUCUUUGGCUGGCUUAAUUUUCUGUCAGACUGUAAGAUUGUAAAAAUUUAUCAGCAUUACAUUAAAAUGUUUAAAAUAGUUUUUAUAUUUUGGUGAACAUCUGCCCAUACAAAUUUAGAAAUACAAUAUGACUUUUAUUUCCUAGAUUCUAUUUUAAAAUGUUAUGUUUGGGACUGAGAAUUGUUUGAUGUUGAUGGGGUAUUGAAAAUGACAAUUCUGUUGAGAUUCUGUGUCAACCUUUGGCAAAAGUUCGACUGUGAAAUUCAUUCAAACUUUACAAAGUAUUUUUAAAAAUUAGAUACUUUAUUUCACAGUAAUAUAUAGUUUAGUUAUCCUUUACUCCAAGAGAAUGUUUUGGCACAAAAGUGUAGUAAGCAUACCAUUCAUUGUAAUUCAUCAUUAGUCUUUAGCAUUUUAUUAUGAACCAGUGUAAUAGGAAAGAUGUGUCUUCAUAAUUGCUUAGUGCCUUGGCUCAUAUUUUAGUCAAAUUAUAUUUUCAAAGAAAAACAGAUUUAAAGAUUGAUAAGCAACAUUAUCUUUUUAGAGGUUGUACAGAAAAAGAAGAGUUUUGCAGUUAGCUUAACUCCCAUUAAUCUAAUAAAUGAACUGAUUUGAGUUUUACAUCCCUUUAGUACUCUUCCUGUAUUACUCUAAUGACACUUCUUACAAGCAGUGGAAAAGGGAAUUGAGAGUCUCAUAAAAUCAGCAUGUUUAGAUUACUUAUGUUUUGUUUUCAGGUAGAGGAUGAAGAGAUAAAAUUUUGACCACAGAUUCAUAUAUGCUGUUAUAAAUUAUCAUUAAACUUCCUUCCCUAUACAUUUGAAGAUUGGGUAUGGAUUUUUUUUUGUAAGUCAUAUUUUCUAUCUUAAAACCCGCAGUUCCUAACAAAGGAAGGUCAUAUGUAGGAGUCUUUCAGCAAUUAACUACCAUUCUGAAAAGUAUGUUUGAUCCCUUUAUAGUCAUAGGGCAUAGUUUGCAUUCCAAAAUGUAACAACUCCUUUUAUAUCCAAAAUUAAAACACUUUAAUAAUAUCUACAUUCUAAUUUUGACCUCUUGAAUUGUGACUAGCGUAGUAAUGCUUUUCUUUUCAUGUUCAUUUGUGAGAAGGUAAGAUUAGUGAGAAUGAUCUUCCUAUGCAUUGAAUGUUCUUGUGAGAAUCAAAGUCUACUGGUCCCCUGUGAUUCACCACAUUACUGAAAGUGUCUUGAAAACAAUGACCUUGGCUCAUAGCCUUUUUAGUUGAACAUAAUACAUUUUUCUGAAUCUGUAAUUCAAAGAGAAAUUGGUUUGUUUCCUAUGGAAACAGAGCCUUGUAUGAAAUAGCUUUAGGCUCUUAGACUAUUGAUGAGAACAAUAAAACCUUUUUGGAUCAUACACAGAAAUUUCAGUGAGUUCUAUUUUGAAUUGAGGAUCUUAAAAUGAAGUACACAAAAGUCACUAAUGGUGAUUUCUAGGCAGUUUUUGAAUGUUUUUAGAAGUACAUUUAAUGUGUCCUCAUCUAACUCUUGACUGUAUGUGAAGUGUGUUUGUAAUAGGAAAAACUGGGCUCAUGCCUGUGAGUAGUUACAUUCAUUGGCAUUUACCUUGUUGAAGUGUGACUAUAUGAGACUGAGUUGCACAGUACAUCUAGAAAUGUUCAAAUUUUAGUCUUAAUUUUUAUACACUUUGAAAGUGCUCUUCAGAAUGAUCUCAGACGCAAGAAUAUUUACAAGUUGACUUUAAGAUGCAGAUGUGUUUUAAAACCAGAUCCCGAUGUGUUGGAGGAAAAAUAUUACACAAAAUGCAACUGGCCUCUCUGCUGAUUUAUUCUAAGCCCUUUGUCCUUUCAUCUCAUCUGGGAUUUGCCUCUAGUAGAUGAAGCAAACAUGAAAUAAUCAGUUGAUAUCCACUGUGUAAUGUACGUGUGUGUGAUUUUCAUCUUAGCUGAACAAAAUCAUCAUAUUGUUUAAAAAUGAUUUUUAAAAACUGUUUGUAAAUCAGCAAUGUUGUUUGCUAGCACUAUGCAGAAAUUUAACUUUUCUUGAGUGUUUCCUUGUUGGAAUGCAAGUGGUACAAAUGGGCUUUGAAAAAUAUGGAUGCUAGCCUAAAAUGCCAUCCUGUUUGGCUUUUGCCAGCUUGUAAGAAAUUCAGCAUGGGUGUGAAACCAGUGUUUUAAAUUUGAGAUUAUGAGUGUUACAUUGAUAGCAUGUCCUAUUUAGAAGUUUUCCUAAUAGCGUCCCUUUUGUCCACAUCUACUUAUCAUUAUGAAGACUUGGCCCAUUUUAUUUUGCAUGCUAGUUUUAAGCACCUACUGUUUCCAAAGGUAGUAUUCUCUUAGAGCACUCAGGACUAUGAAUUUAUUAUGUAGGGCCAGACUGAAGAGCAUAUAGCAACUGCUAAAGUAUUCCAAGUAAAAAUAAUGUUAAAUAGAAAUAGAAACAACUGCCUAAGCAUAUGGCAAGAUAGAAAAUGCUAAGUAGAUAUUUGGAGAUUUAAAGUAUCUGGGAGCUCAGAUUAAAUCAUGUUAAAUAGGGCACUUUUAAACAGAAUACGAAGGUAAAGUAGAUACUUUCAUAGAAGGAUCAAAGGGUGCGUUAGAAAAUUUUGUUCAUGGAAAUAAUGAAUUCCUCCCUAUCUCUUAGUUCAGGACAAAGUAACCCUAAAUAAAAUGUCUCUUUCUGCACAUCUCUGCAUGGCAAAAUGACAGUAAAAAGCAAGUGUUUAAGGAUGUUCUCUGCUCAUCUCUUGAAGUAGAACAUGUGUUCUGGGGGCAAAUAGAAGUCACAAGAAUUUUUAAUGUAUGAUCUUGUAGGAUUUUGAAUCAUAAAUUUACCUCAUUAAUCACCAAGUGGUGCUUUGAUCAAGUUGUGGCAUAUCAUGAUGUGAAUUUUGUGGUGUUUGUUUUUAAAACUGUAUUUGAAACAGUACAACUUUUAAAUUAGAGAGCAUGCCUUUUUUUAAAUUGUGUGUGCAAAUAGCAAAAUUUACAUAUAGGUCAAUUUUAGAUAAGUUAAGACAGGAAGUACUCAGUGAUAAUUAGUGAAUUGAACAAAUUUCAAAGAUAGAACAAAUUAUAAAACUUGGCUCAUUUCAUUAUAAUGUAUUUCCCCCGUGUUUGUGAGGAGGUGUCAAAUGAGUAUCAGUUUAUCUCCAUUCCCACAAAGCUCAUUUGUUUAUUUGAGUUCUUUAAAAAAAAAUUUAUCUAUAGCUACUCUUAAAUGUAGGGAAUAUGAAUUUCCCUGAUAUGUUCUCUUGGAGUAAACUGUUCAGUACAGGUGUAGUGACCGAGUUGUUUUAUUUGAUAAAAAUAUUUAACUGCUGCUAUUUCAUUCAAAGGAUAAACAAUUAUGGUUAUGAUUUUUAAGCUUAUGUAGUAGCUAAGAUAGAAUUUUCCAUUUGCAACCAUUUCAUGGAGCAUUUUUUUUUUCAGAACUAUCCAUAAAGCAAAGAUAGCUUUGCCCCAACAUUUAUUCCAAUCAGGUUUGAUAUAAUGAUUAUAUUUGCACUUUGCCAUCUUGACAUAAAUGGGUGCUUUAGAGUUAAAGUGAGAGCAGCAGGCUCUGUGUACAGCUUGCUAUUUGCCUUAGAAUGUAAAACCAUUUCAAAUAUUUAUGUUUUAUAUUUGUGUACAUUUCUUAAGAUUUAAAAGUGAACAGUUGUCAUCCACCAAGCAUCAGAUUUCUCUAAAAACUAUAAUGUCUCUUCUGAUCAGCUCACUUGGUUAGAAAAUGGUGCUAAUGAGGCCAAAGUCAUGGUUUGGAUCCCUCUGUGGGCCACUUAAUUUUGCACAAAAAAAAAAUGUUCCACAGCAACAGACUCUGCCCUUGACCCCAACCAGCUGACUCAUAGCUAUGUGCCAUUAUUCAUAAUAGGAAUUAAGAAUAUGUGAAUGAUUCAAUGUAAACCUAUCACCACUACUGGAAUAACAAAUUCAAAGCAUAUUCUGGUUUAAGGAGCAUUUAUCUCCAUAUUUAGAAGAUAGCAAAAUGUCAAUGAAAAAUUCAACAACUAUGUUCCCUUAUGGGAGAAGCUUAGGUUGGGGAAGCAUGGCAGGGUUCUGUCUGAUGAAAGAGAAUGGUUUUCCUUUCUGCUGUUGUAUUUUAGUGGAUUGUUUGCAUGACUACUUACCCAACUAAAGGGAUGCUGUUUGCUCUGGAAUGUCCCAUCUUUUUUUCAAACAGGUUUUAGCUUCUUUGCAAUCACAGUGCAAUAUCGUGUAUUCAUGUGUUUUCAGUCAACGGUUUAUUUUUGUCAUAAUAAAUAAUUACUUUUUCAAUAUGAA